Molecule: messenger RNA, 6357 nt
Organism: Carassius auratus (goldfish)
Lineage: Eukaryota; Metazoa; Chordata; Actinopteri; Cypriniformes; Cyprinidae
Gene: zmiz1a
Product: zinc finger, MIZ-type containing 1a
Exons: 19
Coding region: 712-3522 (936 amino acids)
Biological process (GO): regulation of transcription by RNA polymerase II; protein sumoylation
Cellular component (GO): chromatin
Molecular function (GO): SUMO ligase activity; zinc ion binding
Source: RefSeq, a predicted model, not a curated record
UAACAGUAACACUGGAAUCACCGCCCACCUUUUCUUCAAAAAAGUAUGUAUUUAUAUUAACAUUUUAAGUGUUUUAUGAUGACACAAUAUGAGACUGUACACUGAUUUGUAAGCACUGUUAAUGUCUUUGUUCUCACCCUGAAAUGAUUUCUUACACUGUGUUUAACAACGUUUUUGAAGCUGCUGUGUUGUGAUAAAUGGCACACUAAGUAUGCUAAGUCUCAGACUGUAUUAGAGUCUGGCUGGUGCAAGCAAACCUCAGUUUUAUUGUCUGGCAUGGCUUUGUGAGAGCUAUGCUCUGUGUUGGUACUCAUCUCUUCCUGCUGGGAUCACUGCCUGGUGCCCACCGCUGUGAGCCAGCCCUGCCACCAUAAUGCCCGCUGACAUAGACCCAACACACAGCCAUGCCACCGAAAUGCCCAUUGCCACAGAGCUACAGUAGCCCACUGCCAACUUAACACUCAACACAACCCUUUCUGGAGCAGGUGUCUGGCAAUGCGAGCAGAACUAAAUGAGGGAAGGGAAGCAGAUGAAAGGAAAACGGAGACUGAGAGAGGCAUUUUAAAACAGGGAAUGAAAGAGAAAUGUGAUUAAUGCCGAUUUACUGCUCUCCUGUCAUCCUGGUGCGAGGAGCUGGGACGGCUGCUCUUGUUGCGGCAUCAGAAGAAUCGUCAGAGCGAUCCACCGGGCAAAGUACCCUUGCAGCCGCCCAUGAACUCCAUGAAGCCCUCGCUCUCACACGGUGAUGGGUCCUUUCCAUAUGACAGUGUUCCCUGGCAACAAAAUGCUAACCAGGCCCCGGGCUCGCUGUCGGUAGUUACGACGGUGUGGGGAGUUACCAAUACAUCACAAAGUCAGGUCUUGGGUAACCCCAUGGCCAAUACCAACAAUCCCAUGAACCCUGGAGGGAAUACUCUAGGGACGAGUAUGUCAGGCAACAACCCAGGGAUCAACUCACCUCAGUUCCCUGGCCAACAACAGCAGUUUUCAGCCAAAGGGGGAUCCAACCAGGCCUACAUGCAGCAAAGCAUGUAUGGGCGUCCAGGGCACCCGGGAGGAGGAGGGUUUGGUGGAAGUUACCCAGGUGGGCCAAAUGCUCCGAGUGGCAUGGGCAUGCCGCCUCAUACACGACCGCCCUCUGAUUUCACCCAACCUGCUGCUGCUGCCGCUGCAGCCGCCGUCGCUGCCGCCGCUGCCACCGCAACAGCUACUGCCACAGCAACCGUGGCAGCCCUGCAAGAGACCAAUAAAGACAUGAACCAGUACAACCAGGUCUGCUCCUCUUUCCAGAUGGGGCCUACGCAAGGCUACAAUAACCAGUUCAUGAACCAGCCAGGGCCCCGUGGGCCCCCGUCCAUGGCUGGAGGCAUGAACCCAGCUGCUAUGGGUGGUGGCAUGAAUAGCUCCAACAUGAGUGGCCCGCCAAUGGGUAUGAACCAGCCCAGGGGCCCAGGGAUGGGGCCCUUCGGUGGCCAUGGCCAAAGGAUGCCUCAACAGGGUUACCCUGGACCCAGACCUCAGUCCAUGCCCAUGCAGGGCACCAAGAGGCACUAUCCAGGAGAGCCUAAUUAUGGAGGCCAGCAGUUUGGACCCAAUGGCCAGUUUCCCAACCAGCAGGGACAGUACCCUAACCCAAACGCUUCUAGACCUCUUCCUUCACCCAAUUACCCUGGGCAAAGGAUGCCAGGACAACAGGGCUCUGGCCAGUACCCUCCUACUGGGGUAGCCAUGGGCCAAUACUAUAAGCAAGAGCCAUUUAAUGGUCAGAACAACAAUUUCUCUGGAGGUGGUUAUGGGUAUAAUCAAGGAAAUGGGCCUCCUCGGCAGGUGGUGAACUACCCCCACUCGCCGGUUCCUGGGAACCCCACGCCACCCAUGACCCCAGGAAGUAGUAUACCGUACAUGUCACCCAGUCAAGAUGUCAAGCCCCCGUUUCCUCCAGACAUGAAGCCAAACAUGACUUCUCUGCCUCCACCUCCAACCAACCCCAACGAGGAGCUGCGUUUGACGUUCCCUGUGAGAGAUGGAGUGGUGCUGGAGCCCUUCAGAUUAGAGCACAACCUGGCCGUCAGUAACCACGUCUUCCAUCUGCGCCCCUCCGUCCACCAGACGCUCAUGUGGAGAUCUGAUCUGGAGCUGCAGUUUAAGUGCUAUCAUCAUGAGGACCGACAAAUGAACACCAAUUGGCCCGCAUCCGUCCAAGUCAGUGUCAAUGCCACCCCACUCACUAUUGAGAGGGGCGACAAUAAAACAUCCCACAAACCCCUGCACCUAAAGCAUGUGUGUCAGCCAGGGAGAAACACCAUCCAGAUAACGGUCACAGCCUGCUGUUGUUCGCACUUGUUCGUGCUGCAGCUGGUCCAUAGGCCAUCGGUGAGAUCGGUCCUGCAAGGGCUCCUCAAGAAGAGGCUCCUUCCUGCCGAACAUUGCAUUACCAAAAUUAAAAGGAACUUCAGUAGCGUAGCAGCCUCCUCUGGGAAUGCCACACUAAAUGGAGAGGAUGGAGUAGAGCAGACAGCCAUCAAAGUGUCCCUCAAGUGUCCAAUCACAUUCCGACGGAUCCAGCUCCCUGCUAGGGGACAUGACUGCAAACACGUGCAGUGCUUUGACUUGGAGUCCUAUCUGCAGCUGAACUGUGAGAGAGGAACGUGGAGAUGUCCUGUAUGCAAUAAAACAGCAUUAUUGGAAGGGCUGGAGGUGGAUCAGUACAUGUGGGGAAUUCUCAAUGCGAUUCAAAAUUCGGAGUUUGAAGAGGUCACCAUCGACCCUACGUGUAGUUGGAGGCCAGUGCCCAUAAAGUCAGACAUUCAUAUAAAGGAGGACCCAGAUGGCCCUCUGGCCAAGCGUUUUAAAACCAUGAGUCCCAGUCAAAUGAUCAUGCCUAAUGUGUUGGAUAUGAUCGCCCAGCUGGGUCCCGGCCCUUCACCCUACACCCCCCUCCACCCUCAGCACGGAGGAAAUAAUGGCGAAUAUGGGGGCCAAGGUAGAGGCAAUAGUUACCAGGGCCAUGGAAACUUUGACUUCUCCCACAGUAACUCUGGUGGCGGAACUCCCAUGAAUGACUUCAUGCACGGACCCCAGCUCUCACAUCCUCCAGACAUGCCCAACAGCCUCAUGGCCCCCGACAAGCCUCUCAUCCACGGCAUGCCCGACUCGAUGCCUCGUCCUGUGAGCGCUGAUCAAUCCCAUGCUUCCAUGCAGCCAGGCAUGCACGCAUCCCCUCACCCCAACAGCCAAUCAGCUCAGCCAUUGCAUCACAGCGGCCCCCCAUCCUCCCAGCCCCCACGCCAGCCCCCGCCCCCCCAGCAGCCAGGCCAAAACAGUCACCCACAUGCUGACAUGACCUUCAACCCCGCCGCCGAUGGGCAGGCAGGUGGCCAGGGACCUGCAGACAUGCCCGAGCCUUCUUUGGAUCUUCUGCCAGAACUGGCGAACCCAGACGAGUUGCUGUCAUACUUAGACCCUCCUGACCUCCCCAGCAGCAGCAAUGACGAUCUGCUUUCCCUUUUUGAGAACAACUGACUUCUUUCGGCCGGCCUUUUGUGGAGGCCCUAAUUUGUUUGGCUGUCAGGAAUCGAGAGACACCAGAAGACUGACUCUGUACUUUGCAAACAGGAACCAGCCAUCCUUUUGCCUCUUCCUCGUGUAAAUAUCUCACCCUUUUACAAGCAACCUUUUCCACACAUAUAUGGCAGCCAUGUUGGUUGGCACUAAAGUGAUAUCUUUCAGUACUAAUGGAAAUACAUGUGCAGCUAUAAUCAGUUCAUAUGAAUACGUCACACAGAACUAUGCCUGUGCUCACUAGGAAAGUAUUGUAGCAUUUUUAAUUCAGAUUUGUUUUCCUUUUGUGAAAAGACCUGAAUAGAAUAUAUAUAUAUAUAUAUAUUCUUCCUAUACCGGCCUCUGUGUGUUCGCAAUCUCUUGAAGGUUUGUUCUUCCAAGUUCUACCACCACGGCUUCCCAAGUCCUUGUCUGCAGGAUGUCCACACUGUUUGUCUGUCCAUCUCCCUCAAAAAAAGCACAAGAGAAUGCGUCAAACUGCACCUGGAAGCCUGUAAAGGAGACAACAAAAGGGAUAAAGCUCAUCUCGGAAUCACCAGAAUGCUCUAACCCUCCCAUCCCAGAGACUAAUGAUGGGAGCCUUGCGAAAGUCCUCCAAACCCUCACGCCACAGGACACGAGAAUGUGUUCUGUUCUAGUACACCGCGCAGCUUUGCACCUCAUUUUGUAAUGCGAUUCAUAUGUCCAGCACCUUCAGACAUAUGCAUCAUGUUCUAAACAAAUGCUAGAGGGCGUCACGGCAUGCAUUCUUUUCCUUCUCAAGACAGAAUUGCAAACAUUUCAGCACUGUACCCAUAAUAUUGUGCAUCUUCCGACAGACUGUUCCUCCUCCCGCAACGUCCUGUGGAUUCUCCACACUAGCGGUCACAGAGCAAGAAGAAAGCAAUUCACAUUUCAAAGGGAAGUCAGUCUUGUGUCAUCUGUCUUCUAUGUGAGUUCUCUUCCUGCAUGAGGCUUGGUCGUCUUAGGCCCUUGUGUUUGCACCCCUCUUCAAACUGCAUACAAUGUUGAAAAAUUCACUGUUGCCAAUCGCCCCUUAUUUUAAGUGAUACUGUUCUGUUCCUCAGUCAUUUCUUCUGUUCUGUUUUAAUGCAGCCUUUUGUUCAUGAACUGUUGUGUUAACGUUUUAUUCUAUAAUGCACAAUAUAUUGUUCAUAUAAUGGUAAUUAUUUUUCUUUCUGUUGUUAAAAAUGUGUACAUUUCUCAAAAGAUGCCAAUGGAUUACCAAAGUUAUGCGCCCUGAUUGAAGAAGGUGACCCAAACCUAUUUUGACAAGCCCAUUUUUAAAUAGUUACCGAUAGAAUUUAAUCAAAUGUAUGUUUCACUUUUAGCAGUGUGUUUACAGGUAAUAUCAUAGUUAUUACACCCCAAACAAUGAAGAAAAUGUUAGAAUAUUAUAUAUAUAGAUUUUUACUUUUUAAUUCAGUUAUAUAAUGAAUCUAUAUAUUAUCUCAGUACCCAUCAAUGCAUUCAAUUCUUACAGAAAAUGUACAUUUCGGUAAAAAAUCAGUCUAACUUUUAUAUCAGUGUACAAGAUGGAUUUUCUUUAAGAUUUCUUAGUUUUUGUUUUUAAAUCAAAAUGGCCAACUUGAAUAAUAGUCCGUAUUUAUGAUAUUGUAACCACAUUUCCGUCAUACUGAUGUUACAAUACUGUUGAAGAAGGCUGACAUCUGUACACCUGAAUACUGUUUGGGAUGUGUUUUGUUUGAUGACACAUCACCGUCUAAACAUGUUUCCAUUUUAAGUUUUUUUUUAUGAUUUGCAAUAUUAGUUUUUAGUUCGUUUUUUUCCCCCCUGUACUUCUUGAUGUAGAAUUAUGUACAAAAAUGAUGUUUGUCGUUGACAGGAAAACGUGGGUUCAAGUUCUAUAGCGUUUGUCUGUAGUUCACUUGUAUAUCCUUUCUCAAAGAUGCACUGCCACAUAUUCGUUCCCACAAAUAAGCAUAAACUGAACUUAAAGACUCCUAAGGUUGUCGGCUCGGAGCUGUCACGUACUAUCGUUGUACAGUCAUUGAAGAGGCAGUGAGUGCUGAGGCAGGAACAGAAGUGUUUAAAUGAAAUAGACAGUGUGUUCACUACACCGCUACAGGUGAGGGUUUAGUGAGGGUCGAAGGAAAAAGGGGGAAGGGGCACAUUAGGGAUGCAUGUACAUAUGUAAAUGAUAAAUAGAGACACGUUAACAGAAAUGUAUUCAUUUUCCCCAGGGGAAUGUGCAUUGUGUAUUUAGAAUUUGUAAAGCUUGCAUCCUCCCAUCAGAAUCUAAAUUGGGUAAAAUGAAUCUGUGUUUGUUAGCGUCUGUGGAACCUCUAAGCAUUUGUUCACUUUUGUAAAAUAUUCAUCCCACAUGACUGAGGAAUCUGGGGAGGGGAUAAAAAGAGACACAUUUGUGUAAUAUUUAGCUUAUGUGUAUUGCUCCAUUUCUUGUGUACUUAAUAAGGUGCUACAGAAGAUAAUGAAGAAAAUCCUGGGGAAAUAAUUUGGACAAUAGGGACAUGGGGCCAGGGGCGGUUCCAAAAGAUUGUAACCAAAAUCCAGAGUUUGUACAAUUUUGAUAUCACGAUCAGGAAAAUUAAAAACGAAUAUGAGGUACAAUCUGAGGUGAUUGGCACCAAACGUCGCAGUUGUCUUUGCUUGUACAUUCUGUUGUACAAUCAUUUCAUAUUCUAAACUGGUCAGAAGAAAAAGAAAAGAAAAAAAAAGAAAAAACUAAUUGUGAUUUUUAGUCUUGCAAAACUGUAUGUAGUUAGAUGCUGUGACAUCCUAAUAUUUAUCUAAUAAAUAUGUAUUCAGAUGAAA